Molossus molossus (Pallas's mastiff bat) is the source of this 341-nucleotide messenger RNA. Its product is annotated as 60S ribosomal protein L35a-like. Gene Ontology annotation, molecular function: structural constituent of ribosome. Gene Ontology annotation, biological process: cytoplasmic translation; ribosomal large subunit biogenesis. Gene Ontology annotation, cellular component: cytosolic large ribosomal subunit; ribosome. The record is from RefSeq and is a predicted model, not a curated record. Bases 1 to 309 code for a protein of 102 amino acids. The transcript has a single exon. NCBI's taxonomy places the organism in Eukaryota, Metazoa, Chordata, Mammalia, Chiroptera, Molossidae.
AUGUCUGGAAGGCUGUGGUCCAAGGCCGUUUUUGCCAGUUAUAAACACAUAGCUCUUCUUAAAACUAAAGGUGUUUAUGCUCGAGAUGAAACUGAAUGCUAUCUGGGCAAGAGAUGUGCUUAUGUGUACAAAGCAAAGAACAACACAGUGACUCCUGGUGGCAAACCAAACAAAACCAGAGUAAUCUGGGGAAAGGUAACUCGUGCUCAUGGAAAUAGUGGCAUGGUUCGUGCUAAAUUCCGAAGCAACCUUCCUGCUAAGGCCAUUGGACACAGAAUUCGUGUAAUGCUGUACCCCUCAAGGAUUUAAAUUUAUUGAAAAGUAAAUAAAAUGGAUUUGUU